This is a messenger RNA of Magallana angulata, 4351 nucleotides long. Its product is annotated as solute carrier family 25 member 35-like. The transcript has 4 exons. The coding region runs from base 203 to 1123 and encodes 306 amino acids. The record is from RefSeq and is a predicted model, not a curated record. NCBI's taxonomy places the organism in Eukaryota, Metazoa, Mollusca, Bivalvia, Ostreida, Ostreidae.
AAUUACUCUAACUUGUUGGUCAUUCAAUGAGAACCUGCAAUGAUAAUCACAAUGAAAUACUUUCCGGCGAUAUAACUUUAUAUUCGCUUUGUCGCCUUUCAUGUCAUUACAUAUGCGACCCUGAUACCAAACUCUACCACAAGUCAAAAUCCAGAUUGGCGAUCGCCAAUCGGUCCGUUUCCUUUAUCACAGACAUGGCGACAUGACUAGCAGUUACUGUGUGGAGUUUUUCCUGGCCGGAUUGGCGGGCUGUGGAGCUUGCAUUUUUACCAAUCCCCUAGAAGUUGUGAAAAUCCGGAUGCAGCUCCAAGGUGAGCUGAAAGCAAGAGGACAGGCCACCAUUGUGUAUAGGAACGCACUGCAUGGUCUGUACACGAUCGCCAAGAGCGAAGGACUUACCGGCGUCCAGAAAGGACUAAUCCCGGGACUAUGGUACCAGAUGACGAUGAACGGUCUCAGACUGGGGACGUUCCAGAUUCUGACCAACCUUGGUUACACUACCACACCCACCGGCGAGUACUCCAUCCCCAGGAACAUCGCAGCCAGCGCAGUGGCCGGGGGUCUAGCCACGUGGGUGGGGAGUCCGUUCUACCUGGUAAAAACGCACCUUCAGUCCAAGGCGGUUCAAGACAUAGCAGUAGGGUAUCAGCAUGCUCACGAGAGUAUGAGCCACGGCCUUCUGAGCAUCUAUCGGACUUCCGGUAUAACCGGUAUGUGGCGCGGUGCACACGCGUCAGUGAUAAAGGUAAUGAUUGGCUCCGCCGUUCAGCUGACCACGUUUUCGUUCACUAGGCAGUACAUCAUUGGUAAGAAAUACUUCGAUCCAGAUGAUGGACGCAAUGCAUUAUUAGCAACGCUGGCCAGUGCCAUAACGAACACAUUGUUUAUGACACCCUUCGACGUUGUAGCUACCCGUAUGUAUAACCAAGGCGUGUGUUCGAAAGGAAAAGGUCUAACGUACACUGGCGUGUCAAACUGUUUCGUUCAGAUAUUCCAAACGGAGGGACUCUGGGGCUUCUACAAAGGAUGGGGUCCACAGUUCCUAAGGCUUGGUCCACAAACUGUCCUCAGUUUAUUUUUCUGGGACAGACUGCGUUAUUUGUAUAAACGGUCAUUCCCCUAACGAUUUGUAGAGAACGAGCUCGUUCUGUGAGCAUGUAUUUAUUAGAACCAACAAGGUAAUCAUCAUAAAUCCCGGCUGGACCCCUUGUUAUUGUCAUUUAUGUCUAUACGUGAUGUAGUUUAAUAUUCUAUUUCAAUGAGAAGGAUGGUUUUCCUCCUCUCGCGAACCCGAAGAGUUAUGGCAUUGAGGAUCUGCACUACAGUUGAUAAAUAAACUACCUGGAAAACAAUGAAACGCCCGUUAAACAGACAGAAUCCCCCAAUAAACCUCAACCCAAACAUCGCAGGGUCUUUUAACCUUGCAAAGUUUGAUAAUAAAUUAAAUGUUGUCAUCAUAAUGUUCUGUCGUAUCUCUUUUCAAAGUAUCAGGGCAUGUUUCAUCAUAGAUUAACAUGACUUUGUUUUCUAUUGUGAUAAAAUUAAUUUGGAUAAUUUUUCUUUUACUUGAUAGUAGUUCUUAUCAUGAUAUUCAUAUUUGGAGAGAGAGAGAGAGAGAGAGAGAGAGAGAGAGAGAGAGAGAGAGAGAGAGAGAGAGAGAGAGAGUAUUUGCAAUUUACUCUUCUGAAUUUUUUUAUUUUUUGUCAUUUUAAUACAAUAUCGAUUUCUCACUAUACUUAAUUUUAAAAAAUUGUACUUCAUAUAUGUAAACAAUGUUAUUGAUUUUCAAGUCGUACGACCUCAAAACAUACAUAGUUUGGGGAAUCUAAUUUUGCAUUUUUAACUCUUUACUCGGUGUAACCAGAAAGUAUAAGGUUCUCGGCAAUUUGGUUUGGUUGAAUAGAUCAUUGAAAGCUUAUUUAAUUGAACGAAACCUUAAUAAAUCACGAAGUCAGUGUUAUUGAAAAAAGAAGAAAUUGCAGCGUUACUUCCCCCACAAUACAACCAGAAAAAUGAGGUGUCCACGUUUUUUUUCUAAUUGAUUGGGUCUAACUUGAUCUGUUGAGCCUUAAUGAAGAACAGCCAUGAUAUCUUGAAUACAAAGACUGAGGGUUCUGGACAGCACUGCGUAGCGUUAUUGAUAGGGAUCCGUCGAGGGUCAAUGUAGCACAGUCAGAUCGGGGGUCCUUUGGUAUUUCAAUAAUAUCAUUACUGAACGACGAUUUAAGACGGAUCAUAGAGUUCUCCAAUCAAUGGUUUUGAUUGGCUAAGACCGUAAAGCCAAAAAGAGACCUAGUCUGCCAUAGAUUCCCUUUUCAGAGAAUGUUGUCGAAGUAUAACUUUGGUGGACCUUAUCUUGUUAAUCAAUCUCGCUAUAAACUCUGUAACAUGUAGCCCUGCCAAUAUUGAGCUUGGAUAUUAGCAAAACCAAGCAGCCCAAAUUGUUUUCUGUGAUUUCCAAUUUUGCUUCUAACUAGUUAGAGAAUGUGAAAUUUGAUCAAGACUAAUUCGCUUUAUUCAAUUACGACGAUUGUGCUUUCUGUUGUGAGUCUUUACGUCUAUGUUAAAAUACAGUUAGUAUCUAGAUGUAGAAUUCCCGUAGAAUUAAACUAGACAUCCGAGGCGCCGCCAGGCGGGCACCUGCUCUAUCCUUCGUUUCAGUGUUUCUUCCUGGAAUAAAGAAUAUUGGCUUUGCAACGCAGAAUCUGAUUUUCUUUCCAUUAGCAUAUUAAGUGUCUUGUUUUGUUCUGUAGUAAUUGCUCCAUAACAUCAUUAUUCAAACUUCUAAUUCUGAAUGACGUUUCCGAGGUUCGGGAACAAGGGAUGAUCAAUUUUGUCCUAAGAUUUUAAGUCAACGGCCAUCUUCACAUUACGUAAUCCCAGAAGGAAUUACCACAAAGAAGAAUCUUUAAUUAAACAAAAUGGCUUUUUGGACGAACUUUGCAUUACAAUUGAAUCUAGAAUUACUGGUAUAUUCGAUGUGUCAUGUACGGUUCUGAACGUUAUUGACAUCUGUAAUGUAAUCAUAAUCGUUUGACUGCCAUUCUGAAUCUAAACGGAUAUGCUUUAACCAAUUGUUUCUGUAUAAUCGAUACAAAUAGUUCACAUUGCAUCGGUUGUCACAAAAUCCUACAGACAUGUAUUUAUACAUAGUACACCAACCUGAAAGUUAAAUACACAUUAGGACGCUAAUUUAGUUAAAAAUGGAAACUCUUUAGUAGAUAAGAUUCACAAUUUAGCAACAUUCCUUUUGACUGAUACAUAAAAUAGUGUAGUCCUUUGUAUUUUGAAUUUUGUAUACCAUAGAUGCGAUCAUCCCAUCUUGUUUUUUAGUUGGACAAUGAAACUUUAUCUCGUUGCGUUUAACUGUCUAGUCAAAGAAGGGUAUUUGACUCAAUUGUAUAAUUGGCGAUGAAUGUUCAUGGUUCGAAGAGAUUUACAAACAAGUAAACAAACUCAAAGGAUAAACCUAUAUAGUCUAGAUAAGGUUCUAUAAACCUGCCAAAAGUGCUUAUGGUUCAGAUCUAUUUUAAGUUUUUCCCUUAAAUGAUUAAUCAGUCUGCUUAGGAAUAAAAAAAAAUCUAUAUUGAGUUACGUAAAUCUUUCAAUUGAUGUCUAUAGGAAUCAUUCCACUAAGAAACCAUCGUCUCAAGCCUUUUGAAGAACUCACCAAAAUUGAUAUUCCUAUUGAGUAUUUAGGGAGCUGAUUUUGAGGAUUACAUUUCUUCACACACAUUAACAAAUGUUAAAAGAAUCUCCAGAAUACAGAUAGAAGAAUGGGAUUAAAUUCUGAAAAAUGUUUUCCAGUGUUAUUUCAAAUCGACACAGUUCCUUCGAAAGUUAACGAAAAGAAACAAUAUACACUACCCUUGGGGUUUGUUAUCUAAUCACACUACAUAACCGCCCUGACAUUAGUUCAGCGCAAAUCUCUACUGUGCUCCAUUAUUUAUGGUUAUCUUAAAAACCUAAGUAACAUAUUAAGAAGAAAUAAAAAAAAAACGUACAGAGGGUGGAACGGGAAAAAAGUAAGAAGAAUUACGGUAGCCAAGAGAAUUCUUAUUCGAUAGUGUUUUUAAAUAAUUUAUUUCUUUAAUUCUCUUUGGUUGAUAUACUUAUUUUAGUUAAUUAAAGUUUGAAUCGAUUGAUUACUCAACCAAAGAAUUGAAUGUCACGAGGCGGUUCUACGAUAGAUUUAUACUUCAACCGUCUGACUCGCAACGUCAGAGACGAAGCGAUGUCUCAUAAGGGAUUUACAGAAAAGAACAACUUAAAUUUUAUUUGUUUUCCAGAGAUUAAUGUAUUGUAUCGUGUUGUUUUUCAUUUAUAUGACUUAAAUUCAUUGUAUAACUUA